AACAAAGAAGAACAGAAGAAGACCCAAAAUCUGGUGUGGCUUCUUCUUCCUUCUCUUACUUCUUUUUCUCUUUGAAAAAUCAAAGCUUUCUCUCUCCCAGCAACCACCACCACCAUGCCCAGCCACCACCACAUCCACGCCCCACUCCGGCAAACCCCAUCUUCAUCCUCGUUCCUCUCCUCCUCGUCUCACUCCUUCACUUCCAAGCUUCUCCUUCUUCUCACCCUCCUCCCUCUCACUCUCGCUGCCUUGGCCUUCGUCCUCCAAUGGCGUGGUGGGGUCACCGAUCCCACCACCCGUUGGGCCCCACCUGGCUCUGAGAAGCUGUUUCCCGGCAUGGAAGCCUCUCCCAUCUCCGCUGUCUCCCACUCAGCUCACUCCGAUUGCCUCAAGCUUGGCCGUAGUUCCUCACCCUCUUUUCCGUACAGCCACGAUUGGAAGUUUGAUUAUGGAUCCAAUCUGAAACCUAAGAUAUGUAUUACAACAAGUACUUCAGCUGGCUUAGAGCAGAUUCUACCAUGGAUGUUCUACCACAAGGUUCUUGGGGUUACUACAUUUUUUCUUUUUGUGGAAGGAAAGGCUGCAACUCCUGCAGUAUCGAACGUUUUGAAGUCCAUUCCUGGAGUAAAAGUGAUAUACAGAACAAAAGAGCUAGAGGAGAAACAGGCUAAAAGCCGGAUAUGGAAUGAGACAUGGCUGUCGAGUUUCUUUUACAAGCCUUGCAAUUAUGAACUAUUCGUGAAGCAAUCUCUCAACAUGGAGAUGGCUAUUGUCAUGGCAAGGGAUGCUGGUAUGGAUUGGAUACUUCAUCUUGACACUGAUGAGUUAAUACACCCAGCUGGUGGUCGGGAGUAUUCAUUGAGACAAUUGCUGCUUGAUGUGCCCAAAAAUGUAGAUAUGGUUAUAUUUCCCAACUAUGAAAGCAGUGUUGAACGGGAUGAUAUUAAGGAACCUUUCACUGAGGUAUCAAUGUUUAAGAGGAAUUAUGACCAUCUCCCGAAAGAUACAUACUUUGGAAUGUACAAAGAAUCAACUCGUGGUAAUCCUAACUACUUCUUGACUUACGGAAAUGGGAAAUCAGUUGCUCGAGUUCAAGAUCAUCUUCGUCCUAAUGGUGCACACAGAUGGCAUAAUUAUAUGAAAACUCCCAAUGAGAUCAAAUUAGAAGAGGCUGCUGUUCUGCACUAUACUUAUGCCAAGUUUUCAGACUUGACCUCUAGACGUGAUCGAUGUGGCUGCAAGCCAACACGGGAGGAUGUGAAAAGAUGCUUUAUGCUUGAAUUUGACAGAACUGCAUUUAUAAUUGCGUCAACUGCAACCGAGGAAGAAAUGAUGAACUGGUACCAUGAACAUAUUGUAUGGGAUGACAAAGAUCUAAAAAUGAAACUGUUGAGAAAAGGCAUCUUGACUCGCAUAUAUGCUCCCAUGGUCAUAAUACAAGGUCUACGAGAAUCUGGUGUCUUCAGCUCCGUCAUAGCAUCAUCGGCUUCAUCAACUAUCUCAAAGGAGAAGUUUUUAUCUACCAUUGAUCGUAGCAGCAACUCAUCCAGAGCUGUUGCCUCUGAAUCUCUUCCCUCAAGGAAGAUAGGUAAAAUCAGAAAGAAUCAGGCCACUGUGAGGAAGGUCUUAACGAUCGAAAGUGCUGCUGCUGCUGCUUCAUAUCAAGAAGCAGCUAUUCCUCCAUUGUCUCCCCCUGCAAGUGAUGGUGACCAUUUCUCCAUGGAAGAAGCUUAAAAGAGCUGUUCUUAGCGCAACGGUUGCUUCUUCCUAUUCUUCUUCUUCCUCCAAUCCGAUCCUGUUUUUCUCGAUGGGAAGAGCUAGGAGAGUAAAGAAAUGGCAAGUAGACUUGUUGUGGGGCUGCAUUUGCAGUUGGUUCUUCCCGAUCAGUAUCCAAGCGGUGGUGUAGAAACUAAGAAUUUAGGGAGAGAGAUUAUUUUGUCAAGCUUUGACUUGAGAGCCAUAACUAGAAGUUAUGGUGAUUUUUUCUUCUUCUUGUGUAUAGAAAACCACAGUGUUGUCGAGUGAGGAGAUGUUAUUUUCUAUGUUACUUUUGGUAUUUUGUAAAAAAAUUGGAAUUUUAUUUCUAUGUAAAAUUCUAAUUUAAAACAUAAA
Molecule: messenger RNA, 2112 nt
Organism: Humulus lupulus (European hop)
Lineage: Eukaryota; Viridiplantae; Streptophyta; Magnoliopsida; Rosales; Cannabaceae
Product: glycosyltransferase-like KOBITO 1
Exons: 11
Coding region: 115-1734 (539 amino acids)
Biological process (GO): cellulose biosynthetic process; response to abscisic acid
Source: RefSeq, a predicted model, not a curated record